This is a messenger RNA of Mya arenaria, 3939 nucleotides long. RefSeq lists its product as uncharacterized. The transcript has 17 exons. The coding region runs from base 75 to 2954 and encodes 959 amino acids. NCBI's taxonomy places the organism in Eukaryota, Metazoa, Mollusca, Bivalvia, Myida, Myidae. The record is from RefSeq and is a predicted model, not a curated record.
UUUAAACUUCCUGUUUAUUGAGCAAACAUUUCAAUACAUGUAUUUUAACUGUUCAUAAAGUGUGAUUAUAAGUCAUGUCAAAUUUAAACUUGAGAACAACUUUUGUGGUAAUUGUAGUUUGCAGGAUAUACGCAGGUGCUGAUGGUUCCGUUACCAUAAUUUCAUCAGAAACGACUGUUCCGGAGGGCUCAUCACUAACAUUGACCUGCACGUAUACUGGAAUUGACGAGCUGUUUGCAAUAAGAUGGACGAACAAUGGCAACGGUUCGGGGCGAAAAUACGAUAUAACAAUUAAACAACCUGAACCAUGUACAAUAUUUGGAAAACCUGGUCUCAAUGAAACUCUCUUCACCUACACCUGUCUCACGCUUACUAUUUUGAAUGUGACACGAGAUAAUCAGAACGACAACUUUACAUGCCAGGCUAAUCUUAAUAUAAACAGUGAAAAUAGUGUUAUCGUCAGUGUAUCAGUGGCUGGUAUUACGUUGUCGGGUAAUGGAACAUCCGGUGGUUUUACUGUUGGGGAGAACGCAUCCCUUCAAAUGACAUGUUCCACGUCUAAGGACGUUCAAUAUGUUACCUAUGUAAAAAGAGUGAACGGAUCUCACCAGACAAUAACAGCAGUAGGGUACGGUCCAUCAAGUUGUGCAACAGACCCCGAACCACCGUCAUACCUCAGUUGUUCCUGUGUCAGUAGAAGGGAGUUUGUAUGUGUCAUAAGGAACGUAAAUAGAGCUAUGAACGGGGACAUUUGGUUAUGUACUCUUCCUGGUGCUGGAACAAUCAGCGGCGACAAAACAAUUGUCAUUGAAGUGGCUGGUAUUACGUUGUCGGGUAAUGGAACAUCCGGUGGUUUUACUGUUGGGGAGAACGCAUCCCUUCAAAUGACAUGUUCCACGUCUAAGGACGUUCAAUAUGUUACCUAUGUAAAAAGAGUGAACGGAUCUCACCAGACAAUAACAGCAGUAGGGUACGGUCCAUCAAGUUGUGCAACAGACCCCGAACCACCGUCAUACCUCAGUUGUUCCUGUGUCAGUAGAAGGGAGUUUGUAUGUGUCAUAAGGAACGUAAAUAGAGCUAUGAACGGGGACAUUUGGUUAUGUACUCUUCCUGGUGCUGGAACAAUCAGCGGCGACAAAACAAUUGUCAUUGAAGUGGCUGGUAUUACGUUGUCGGGUAAUGGAACAUCCGGUGGUUUUACUGUUGGGGAGAACGCAUCCCUUCAAAUGACAUGUUCCACGUCUAAGGACGUUCAAUAUGUUACCUAUGUAAAAAGAGUGAACGGAUCUCACCAGACAAUAACAGCAGUAGGGUACGGUCCAUCAAGUUGUGCAACAGACCCCGAACCACCGUCAUACCUCAGUUGUUCCUGUGUCAGUAGAAGGGAGUUUGUAUGUGUCAUAAGGAACGUAAAUAGAGCUAUGAACGGGGACAUUUGGUUAUGUACUCUUCCUGGUGCUGGAACAAUCAGCGGCGACAAAACAAUUGUCAUUGAAGAUGAUACUCAAAAUCCUGAAAUCAGCGCUCCAUCUGUAUUUACCGUCAUUGAAGGACAGGAAUUUAUAAACACAGAAUGCAAGUCCAACUGCUGGCCUGACUGUACUUACCGGUGGAUAAAUAGCUCCAGCAAUACUGUUAUAGCUGCAAAUUUUACAUUGUUUUUCCAUACGGUAACACGAUAUUUUACUGGAAAUUACACAUGCGUGUCUACUAACAAUGCAACAAGAGAUAAGACAGAAUCUAAGAUAUACAUCCUUGUUCAGUAUGCACCUGAUGUCACAGUGAUCGGCAGUAAUGCAACAUCGAUGGACAUUCAAACACAACUUCGAUGCUCAGCACGUGGGAAUCCAGAUAUAUAUACUUACAAAUGGCAGCAAAAAUGGCCCAACUCAAUACUUACCAGGAACUGGACAUUACACGGUUACUCCGUACUUAACCUUACUGAUCUGAGCUACGAGCAUAGCGGACGGUUCACAUGUUUUGCCAGCAAUGGAGUACCUCAUUUUCCAGACAUGAACACAUACCGUUCAUCAUCCACGUUUAUGUUUGUGAAAGAUGUUCCAGUGGUUGUUAGUCCAAAAACUACUAACAGUGGGCCCUAUAUGAUUUUUACAAACUUGAAAGAGACAGUGGAGUUAAACAUUACAGUGUUUUCCAACAAUGGUUUAAUUUCAAUGACCAUUUCCACAAUUCAUGACCAUAAAAAUCUUACUUCGUUUCGGACCAUCGACGAAAUUAUUCAGCUACCUGUUUUUGGAACAACGGUUCCGUCAAAAGGAUAUUUGAUAUCGAUAACUUUUUAUCUAGGAGAUACCAGUGAUUUUACUGCAUACAACGUGGUGUUCACAAACGAGAUUGGAUCCGUUUUCUUUGCUGUUGAAAUUAAACAAAAAGAAACCUCAGAGUCAAGUAUCGGUCCACUUAUCGGAGGAGUAACUGGAGGUGUUUUCGUUGUUGUGGUUCUUGUUGUGAUCAACAUUUAUGCUAGACGUAAUUGUUCGAUGAACUGUCUUCGCAAAAUUAAGUUUAAUACGAAUAUCAAACAAGACGGUUCUACUACAAGGGAUGAAGUGUUUUCCGUGGAAGAAAAUCAUUCUAAUGAACACGUUGGGAUAGCAACGGAACGACCAGAAUACACAGAACUAAAAAAGGAUACUAUUGGACAGGCAAGCGCGUAUGAUGAUUUGACACCACCAGAGGUGAACGGGGAAUACGAAAUUUCAGAUAUCAAACAAGACCGUUUUACGACAAGGGAUGAAGCGUCUUUUGUGGAAGCAAAUCAUUCUAAUGAACAAGUUGGGACAGCAACAGAACGACCAGAAUACACAGAACUAAAACAGGAUACUAUUGGACAGGCAAACACGUAUGAUGAUUUGACACCACCAGAGGGGAACGGGGAAUACGAAAAUACUGUGACCGUUACACAAACUGGCGUUCAUUUCUACAACAACUGAACGUCACACAAAAACAUUAUUGCGCCUUUUGCAAAAGAUGUGGAACGAUCUAAAUGACCUUUUUAAAGGCAUCAGACAGGGUUUCGAACUGUGUUUUGUGCGGUAUUCAAAAUAGUGUUAAAGUGGCUUAAUUUGAACAUCACAGUUUCUACAUAAGGAGCUUAAUGGCCGAUUAACAUUUGGAAAACGAGCAAGUGAACUUAAAAAGGGUCCAAUAUUGUACAUGCCAACAAGGGACUAAACAAUGGACAAAAAAACGAAGACGAUGCUAAAUGUGCAGAAAUACAAUUUAAAUACUUUGCUAAAGGUGUUCAUACAUUUUAGUUUAAAAACAACUUACAAUACAUGAACAGCUUUUAAUUAAAUUUGUGAAACAAAAAACACUAACAUGGUUAUCAAAAAGUGCACCUUAUCAUACAAACGAUGCAUACUAUCUUGUAUGCAUUAUUUUUCAUUUUACACCUAUUAGCCAGUAGAUGGAACAUUAACAUGUCAUUGAUAGUGUGUUUAUAAAGGAGAAUGGCCUAUCAGCAACUUAGCAGAUUAUUGCAACACACAUGUAUGUGUUUUGGGAUUACAUAAACAAAACAUCGGGUUAUAUGUUAAGUUUGUCGACGCCAAUACGAGACCACUUUACAAUUUGGACUUCUUAGCAAACAAGUCAAAAUAAUACGUAAUAACAAUAUCUUCAACGGUGGUUAAAUGCAGAAUAUAUAUUUCUGCUGAUCAUGGUGUAAGUCAGUUCAUAAAUGAAAAGGAAAAACAUGAUUAAUUGUAAUAACACUCUGAAAAUGUGCAAAAUAUGAAAUACGGUCGGGCGAGUUUAAAUAUAUUACGGUCAAGACGUUAGCUGAAUAGGAUGACCGUUUGUUUAAACAAUAUUGUGUUGAGAGAUUUGAAGUUUUACUAGCUGAUAUUAUUUUGCUGAACUUGUAUAUUCUCCGAUUUAGAUAAAGGUGUAUGACUGAUACUAAAUAAAUUUUGA